Messenger RNA from Sitodiplosis mosellana (orange wheat blossom midge), 3202 nucleotides. RefSeq names its product rab3 GTPase-activating protein catalytic subunit (gene Rab3GAP1). The transcript has 12 exons. The coding region runs from base 191 to 3094 and encodes 967 amino acids. Gene Ontology annotation, molecular function: GTPase activator activity. Lineage: Eukaryota; Metazoa; Arthropoda; Insecta; Diptera; Cecidomyiidae. The record is from RefSeq and is a predicted model, not a curated record. Gene Ontology annotation, biological process: positive regulation of GTPase activity.
UUUAUUUGUUAUUGUUGUGUACCAGUAGUGUUUCUGACGCGUAUGUUCUCUGUGUCGUAUCAAACAAAAGUGAAAUCAAAAUACAAUCGCAUUGCAAAACAAAUACCUUAUCUGCAUAUCAAAUACCUCGAAUUUGAGUGACUUAGCUGAAAAUUGUCUAAAGACUUGAAUUUUGUUUAAAUUGUUCGAAAUGGCUGAAGAAGUGAACACGGACACGGAUUCGUUCAAUCAAGAUUUUACGACGGCAACGCGAUGGGAAGUGUUCUGUGCCCGUCUCGAGGAGAUAAUCCACGAUUGGAAGCUUCCAUACAAGAAGCAAAGUGCUGGCAAACUGCCACUCAACGCUUUAUCGGUGAAUGAUUGGGAAACGAAGGAGGAAUUGGUCACUUACGACGGAAUGGAAUUGAAGGUCACGUUGUAUACAGUCAAAUUGGCUUCGGACAAACAAGACGAUCUCUCACCGGAAUCGGGCAGACGAAUGUCAGUGGACGUUGCGGAAAGAGCAAUCAUUGAAAAAUCGUCGCUUUUAAGCAUCAAUUCUGAGUGUCCAGCCUUUGUUGAUUUAAUGUCGUUGGAGAAUAAUUGGUGCACAUUGGAUGAAAAAUCCAAUUUGAAUAUUCAUCCACUUGCCAGAUGGUAUGGACUGAGGCAGUUUGUCGUUAUUUCCACGGUCGGUGGUGCAACGAUCAAUGAAAAUCAACGUCGCAUUUUAUUGUCAUCAAUUCAUUUGGCCAUUGGCGAAACAAACAUUUCGGUUCCGGUUUUUGUACAAGCGCUGAAAUUUCAACAACAUGUUUAUUCAGGUGUUUGCGAGCAGGAGAACACUCGAGUGACCUUCGACAUUGUGCAUCUCGCCCAAACGCAUCCAUCGUGCAAAUAUUUGUCGGGAAUCCUUGACAUGUUCAAAGAGAAGGUUCCAUAUGAAUACAAAAUUCCGGGAACAGUGUCUGUGCGUUUUACAUACAAUUUGAAAAAAUUCCCCGAAUCUGCGUUUGUGUUGAAACGAAAGUUUCCAUUUUCCGAUCGUCAAGACGAUGUAGUUGAGAUUCGAUCGAAUACCAUUUUACCGUUUGGUGUUUCCGUCGAUCCGGUUCGUGAGCUCGUGCUCUAUUGCAAAUGGCUUGAAGUGGCCGAAAAUGUGGUUAUGGACUCUCGAAACUACAGUGAUUUCGAUCCAAUGCUAUCGCAAACAUGGUCAUUCCGGUUGCACUAUGAAGCCGUGCCAAACUCAUUUAUGCGCGAGUGUUUGUUUGAAUUUUUGCAACAGUGCGAUUCGACGAGAACAUUGGCCGAUUUAAUUGGUGCUGAAUACGCAUAUUCGGCCACUAGUGAAAUUGCAAGCCGCGACGAUUCAAAUCCAUUGGAACGAUUGACUGUGUCGAAAAUUUCGAAAUUAACAACGUCAGUGCUUUCGGCAGCACUUUCGGGUGAGAGUUCACAAGCGAAGAAAUCGAUGAAGAAAGGCAAACCACUUGAAGGCCCAUUGAAAGAUGAACAAUUGAUGGCUAUGCUCUACUUUUUGUUCCCCGAUGCUCAAGACAAUUCAGCGAAUUCUUAUAAAAUGCCAACCACGGAUAAUUUCGAUCCAUUACGUAUUAAGUCAGCAUUCGACGACUCACUCGUACAUCGAUUGUCAACAAUGCUGGCCCUUUGUGGAACUUACCUCGGUGGUUUGCGAGCCAUCGCUCAACUUUGGAUUGAAUUCGCACAGGAAAUGCGUUAUCGUAUCGAGCGGAGCAUUUUUAUUUCUGGUAUCGCAGAAGGAUUCCCUGAUCCACGAACAUGUUUGCUACAUCAAAAACUACAAAUGCUGAACAUUUGUAUAAAUCGACGGCGUAUUCGUGAGGGAAAUUUGUCACACGCGAUGGCCAACAGCAAUCAACGCAACAUGGACUCACGUUCCGAUGAAUCCGAUGAUGAAUUCUUCGAUUGUGACGCUGCGAAUGAGGACGAUGGCAGCGAACCGGCAAAAGAGUAUUUGCCAUGGAACAAGCCGGAAGGUCGAUUGUCAAAACUCAACGAUAUGAAAUUAAUCGAUAGCGAUGAAUAUUUAUACGUUCCGAUAACACAAGAGCCCGUACCAAAAACGGAAGAUCAACUCGAAGACGAUGCCGAAAUUCUUUUGAAAUUAGGUCCAGAAAGUGAGCUUCGAACACAAAUAAUGAGUGCAUCACUAUUAUCGGAUAUGGAAAGUUUUAAGGCGGCUAAUCCGAACGGAAAACUUGAAGAUUUCAUACGGUGGUACAGUCCACGUGACUGGAUUGAAGACGAUAUCACCAAAACGGAUGAUUCGAGCAGUAGCGAAGACAACAACCAACCGCGUAAAGGCCGAUUGAGCUCACGCAUGCUUAUACCCGGUAAUACAUGGCAAACGGUUUGGAAUACUGCUAAACCAGUUCCUGCACGACGUCAGAGACGCUUAUUCGACGAUACACGUGAAGCGGAGAAAGUUUUGCAUUUCCUUGAAACCAGAAAUAUCGGACAAAUCGUUCAACUCACCAUCGUCCCUCUGUAUCAUGCUUCCAUUUUGCGUGUGAAGGAGGAGAGUGCUAAAUUUUCUUCAAUUAUUCCAAACUUUGAGCAAUCAAUGGAAAAAUUGCUAACCAUGUGUUGCCGUUUGUCACGAGAGGCUUGGGUCGUUCAUACAACAUCAGCUAAAGGAAACUCCAGGCAAAAAUGGGAGAAUAUGCUAACGGAAAUUACGAAUAUGGAAUAUAUGGUGGUCAAAUGCUAUAGUGUCAUCCGAAAAUUGUAUCCGAAUGCUGAAAAUUUGGGAGCUGAUGAAAACAAUAUCUUAAAGACUCUAUUGAGUGGACACGAAGUUCAGCUGGAUGAAGGCGCUUUUGGAAUGCUGUCGCAGCAAAUUCUACGUCUGUUCACUGAAGUGAAGCGUACACAAAGCGAACAAACUCAAGAUCUGGACAAUAUUCCGAUUACUCUGCCAGAUCCAGUGGAAAAGGAAUUCACGUUGCGUGUUUGUGGUCAGACUACUCAUGCAAUUGGCACUGGUGGUCCUCAAUUUAUGCGUGUGAUCCUGAAACCAGAAGAAUUCCGGGUUUGCGGCGCUUUUUCGCAUGACAUCAAAUUCUUUUAAUUCCAUUCAACCAUAUUACGCACAACGAAAUCAAUAUCAAUACAAUUCAUAAUAUCAAUUGCAUUUAAAGAGAUAAAAUGAAUAAAAAGCAUUGAAAUUUCAUGGAAA